GCGCGCACACACACAAACACACACACACACACACUCGACGCGCGCGCGCACGCAGCAGCAGCAGUAUUCCGCGCUGUCCCGGUGGAGUGGAGCAUCACUGGGCAGCGACACCGCGCUGCUUUUCCCCCGCAGCUACACCGUGAUCCUGCGGGGCGAAGAGCGAGAGAGAGAGAGAGAGAGAGAGAGAGAGAGAGAGAGAGUUUCAUCACCGCGCAGACCUUCAUCACCGUCAUCUUUAUCAUCAGCAUCCUCCUCACCCUCCUUCUCUUCAACAACAGCAAGAGCAACAGCAGAAGCGGCUUCUUCUCCUUCUCCUUCUCCUUCUCCUCGUCCUUCUCUUGACGCCUCCAUGUAAAAACUGCAGCUGAGAUUUUGGGGAGUUUUUUUCCGUCACUGCAGAAGAGAACUCGGUUCAGCUGCGUGCUUGAAGACUGGUUCUUCAGGAAUAAUGUGGGCCCGACUGGGAGCGCUGUGGAUCUGGGCCUGGUUACUGGCCGUCAACGUUUUGGGCAAAAGCUCCAGUCAGAACGGAUCAGAUGGGCAGAACAUCACCGUCUUCACCCAGAUCCUGGACAGUCUGCUGGACGGCUAUGAUAACCGUCUCAGGCCAGGACUUGGAGAGCGCGUGACUGAGGUGAAGACUGACAUCUUCGUGACGAGUAUCGGCCCUGUCUCUGAUCAUGACAUGGAAUACACCAUAGAUGUGUUCUUCAGACAGAGUUGGAAAGACGAGCGUUUGAAGUUUAAAGGUCCAAUGGCAGUGCUGCGCCUCAACAACCUGAUGGCCAGUAAGAUCUGGACUCCUGACACCUUCUUUCACAACGGCAAGAAAUCUGUAGCGCACAACAUGACCAUGCCUAACAAACUGCUGCGCAUCACAGAGGAGGGAACGCUGCUGUACACCAUGAGGUUGACGGUGAGAGCUGAAUGCCCGAUGCACUUGGAAGAUUUCCCCAUGGAUGCUCACGCCUGUCCACUCAAAUUCGGCAGUUAUGCGUACACACGGGCGGAGGUGGUGUACGUGUGGACGAGAGGAGCUGCUCAGUCAGUGGUGGUCGCUGAAGAUGGAUCUCGACUGAACCAGUAUGAUCUGAUGGGACAGACGGUGGACUCGGGAGUCGUCCAGUCCAGCACCGGCGAGUACGUUGUCAUGUUGACGCACUUCCACCUGAAAAGGAAGAUUGGCUACUUCGUCAUUCAGACGUAUCUGCCCUGCAUCAUGACCGUCAUCCUGUCCCAGGUUUCCUUCUGGCUCAACAGAGAGUCCGUUCCUGCCAGAACUGUGUUCGGAGUGACCACUGUCCUGACCAUGACCACUCUGAGCAUCAGCGCUAGAAACUCUCUGCCCAAAGUGGCCUACGCCACCGCCAUGGACUGGUUCAUCGCUGUUUGCUACGCCUUCGUCUUCUCCGCCCUCAUCGAGUUCGCCACCGUCAACUACUUCACCAAGAGGGGCUAUGCCUGGGACGGCAAGAGCGUCGUACCUGAAAAGCAAAAGAAGAAAAAGGAAUCCCUUCUAAAGAAGAACAACACCUACACCGCUGCCACGGCAACCGCUUUCGCCCCCAACAUCGCCAGGGAUCCAGGAUUAGCAACCAUCGCCAAAAGCGCGCCUCCUCCGCCGACCGAGCCAAAAGAAGAGCCAAAACCCAAACCGGCUGAGGCGAAGAAAACGUUCAACAGCGUGAGCAAAAUCGACCGGAUCGCCAGAAUAGCGUUUCCUCUGCUCUUCGGUACCUUUAACCUGGUCUACUGGGCGACGUAUCUCAACAAAAAACCCAAAAUUCAAGAUGCGCUAACACCACACUAAUCUAAACCUCGCCUUUUUCCUCUUUCUUUCUCGUCUCUUCUUUAAACGUUUCCUUCAGAGUAGAACAAAGUAGUGGUCGAGUCGCUAGUCUCUACUUCGCCUCCUGUGUAAUAUAAGCUUCCCAGAUUUAAAAAAAAAAAAAAAAUACAGAAAUCUAGAAAAUGUGCUAAAUGCGUUGCCAUGACGAUAUACUGUACCUCAGCAGUAUAUAACUCUACAGUCACACGUCCGAGAACUUCAUUUCCUCAUCACACCUUCAUGCAUGAGCUGCACUUUUUCCGUUUCCGUGACGACGGUAGAUGCUACCUACGAGUGUUCUUCCAUCCUCCGUAGUCGAUGUGUUCUAUUUGAAAUAGAGUUUUCGACAUUGCAAGAGCAAUAAAAUAAAACACGUCUCAGUGGACCCACGUUGGCUUUAUUCACGCUAUACACAUGGCUCCAGACGUCACUGACACCGGGCUUUACGUUUAAUCUCAUUUUACUGUAAAUAUUCUAUAAAACCUUCGAGAUGUCAGUCAUCCCUCUGAGCUUUGCUUAACCUACCAGAUUAAAGCAGUUCAGGGCAGAGAGGAGGAAAGCUGGAGGGUUUAAUGAGACACAACCUGAGGCUGGUCAUGGCUCCACUUUUGCUUAAAUAAAUAAACAAACAAACAAAUAAAUAAAUACAGACAUUUAUUUAUGGUCAUUACAUACAAACUAUCCUCUGAGUAAAAGGUUAAUUCUAGAUGAUUCCUUAAAUCUAGAAGGUGAAAGCGUGAGUCCACACUAGCAAGCGCCGAAACAUCAGGCAACGGUUUUUCCUGCGAUAACGAACUCACAGCUCCAGCUCUCAACACAGAGAAGGGGCGUGUCCUAAACGCUAACGAUCGAGAGAGCAGUUCUCGCCAUCAUGUCUGUUAACACGUACAGAGGGUGCCAAUAUUUACACAAAAACGUGAAUCAGAUUCACCUGCAGCAGACAUCAACUCACUGAAGGGGAAAAGAUGUGAAGCGGGACGUGAAAGAGACUGGUUGUGUUGAGUCUCGGACAUGUGAGCCAAUAGAAGACAAGUGGGUGGGGCUGUGGGUGCUCUCGAUAAGAAGCAUGAACUUUAACGGUACUGAGAUCAGCGGUGAUGGCAGAUGUGAAGGGUUUUGCACCUAUCUUGUGACAUCAUAAGUGUAUGCGUAGCCCCGCCCACUAAUCUGUUUAAUACAGAAAUAAUGAAAACAUCGCUUUGAAAGAGGAAAAGUUUGAACACAGACUGUUUUCAUUUUUGAUGUUGAGGAAUAGGCCACGCCCACAGUUAACAAACAGAGCAGUUGUGAUGUUUUUAUACAAACAAAUCUUUUUAAGUGAAAGAAUUUUCACAGCAGUCUGUUUGAAGAGAAGUUCUAAAAAAAAUAACAAUCAUGACACAACAAAAACCAGGAAACAGACCUGAUUAAUUGAAGUGUUUGACUCAAGUAAGUAAAAUAAGCCACACCCACAACAAUUUUACAACAAACCUCUCCCUUUCAGUGGAAAAUUAAUUUUCUUAACAGUCUUCAAAGAGGAGAUAAAUACUAAUGUGACAUUUUAAAGUUAAAAGCAGAAUAGGCCACGCACACAGGAAACAAACCUGCUCUGUUGCUGGUGUGAACACGGCUUCAGGCUGCUGAGCAGAGCAUUUUUGCGUGUAAUCGUGUAAUGUGGAGUGAAAUCGAUCUGCGUGAUGGGAUUUUACAGAGGAGCAUUUUUUAUAUUUAAUGUGGAAUUCAUUCCCCUUUCUUUGCGUGUUUGGUUGAGCUGCAUGCUGGAAGCUCUCGUACCGUAGAUCAUUCCAUGAUUCUGUUACUUUGCUGCUCGUCGCUUGUUGAACGAACGUGAAUGGACGGAACCUCAAAGCGAUGCCUUUUCGUGGCUCCCGGACCGACAAGGCCCUCGCUAGGUGGAGCUCUGAUCUCAGUGUGUCGUGUGAUUGGUUGAAAACUUUAGAAAACUCAGACAGCACCAGCUACACUGCCUCCUGCCCCUCGCAUGCUGCUCUGGAACCGGCGCACUUCAGUUCCGCCUCAUUCGCUCCCGUACGCCAGCCGCAUCCUGAUGUGAAGCAGUUGCCUAGCUGUUCCCUUAUUUAUUUAUUUAUUUAUUUAUUUAUUUAUUUAUUUAUUUAUUUAUUUAGGGACUUUCUUGUAGCAUGAUGUCAGAUAAUAAGCGCUCUGUGGUUCGGUGUUGUGCGAUUUUGAGAAAUCACGUCGAUGUAGCAAUAUGAGAAUAGUAAAGGGCUUUUUCACGAUCGAACACUCGUCAUUCUGGACAUUUGCACGUUUCUCUGACAGACAGAAACGUCACCACGCACGGCCGUGUCUCAGCCGACAAACACCACCUUUCUGGUUUCUGUUUGCAACGUUCCAGCACUCGGGAUGCCGUGCGCUCCUUCCUGUAUCCUGAAAUCUUUUCUCUCUCUGCAUGGAAUCCGAGCGGGUCAUGUGACUGGAGGUGAAAUGCACUCUGGGAUUUUGUAGGAUAUGCAAGCAGACAGUCCAUCGCUCCGACGCUGUAGAAAUAUGAAUUCUAUACAUGAUAGAGUAUAUAGAAACAUUUCUGUUGUGGAUGUUCAUCGAUAAUCAUGCCUACAUGACAGAGGGGUGUGGCCUGGAAGGGAAAAGAAAUCAAUAUAAAUAUAUAAAUAUAUACAUUAUACAGUAUAUUAUUCUAUACUCUAACACACUGCAUAUAUAAAUACUUCAUGACUUGUUCUACAGAGAAUAAAUAUUGUUUGUACCAACUUAUUGUUAUGCAUUUUGCACAUUAGAGGCAUCAUUUACAUAUUUACAUAUUCACGUAGUGAGCAUUGUGCUAUGCAAGACUAGCUCUGAAACAUGCUAAUUAGCUUUUUUCCUCUUAAUAGAGCAAAAAUAUUGUACAGGAAAUAAAGAACUCUAUUACGCUC
This is a messenger RNA of Hemibagrus wyckioides, 4725 nucleotides long. It is a transcript of the gene gabra1, whose product is annotated as gamma-aminobutyric acid type A receptor subunit alpha1. The record is from RefSeq and is a predicted model, not a curated record. Gene Ontology annotation, cellular component: postsynapse; neuron projection; dendrite membrane. The transcript has 10 exons. Gene Ontology annotation, molecular function: transmitter-gated monoatomic ion channel activity involved in regulation of postsynaptic membrane potential; GABA-A receptor activity; GABA-gated chloride ion channel activity. Gene Ontology annotation, biological process: chloride transport; regulation of postsynaptic membrane potential; signal transduction. Lineage: Eukaryota; Metazoa; Chordata; Actinopteri; Siluriformes; Bagridae. Bases 449 to 1810 code for a protein of 453 amino acids.